CCCAGGGCGAUGCUGAGGGCCUGGGCGCUGCGCUGGGGUCUCCCUGCACUGCGCGCCCCGAACGGGGCAAGGCCCCAGCCGGCCCGAGUCCCUCUGUGCGGUCGCCGCCUGGGGAGCUUAGCGGGUCGCAGCCUGGCGGCAGCCGGACUCCAGCCACAGCUGGACAAGUUUGGCGGGGUAACCGUGCACCUGGCUCAGCUUCACGCUCCAGACAGCCUGGACCAAGUCACCUUCCAGGGAUGGCUACAGGAGUCUGUCAAGCAAUGGAGAGCAGAAGGCAGAAUAGCAGUCUGGCUGCACAUUCCUAUCCUUCAAAGUAAAUUCAUAGCCACUGCUGCUUUGCAGGGCUUUACUUUCCACCAUGCAGAAUCAGACUCAUCCACGCUGACCCUGUGGCUAGGAGAAGGGCACAGCAGGUUACCAGGGUAUGCCACACAUCAGUUAGGAGUGGCAGGUGCUGCAUUGGAUGUAGACACUGGAAAAGUAUUGGUUGUACAAGACAAAAAUAAAACUAGAAAUGCAUGGAAAUUUCCAGGAGGCCUGUCAGACCCAGGUGAAGACAUUGGAAACACAGCAGUUCGAGAGGUUUUUGAAGAGACUGGCAUUAAGUCAGAGUUCAAGUCCCUCAUAAGCAUAAGGCAGCAACAUAGGCACCCCGGAGCCUUUGGGAUAUCAGAUAUGUAUAUCAUCUGUCGCCUGCAGCCUUCCUCAUUCAACAUCAGUUUCUGCCAGCAGGAAUGCUUGAGGUGCGAAUGGAUGGAUCUUGAGGAACUUGCCAAGACUAAAGACACUACUCCCAUCACCAGCAGUGUAGCUAAACUGCUACUUUAUGGAUACAGAGAAGGGUUUGAUAAGAUUGAUAUAACCAUGAGAGAAUUUCCAGCAGUUUACACAGGCCUAUUUUAUAAGCUGUACCAUAGGGAGCUGCCAGAUACUUAUAAAAACAUGACAGAAUUCUAAUAAGCUUCACAUUUCAUUAAAUUCAUAAUUUAGAAUUGGAUUGUUUUAAAUUGUGGGCUUACUUGUACCAUAUUAAAAAUAUUCCUGGA
Chelonoidis abingdonii (Abingdon island giant tortoise) is the source of this 1049-nucleotide messenger RNA. RefSeq names its product nudix hydrolase 6 (gene NUDT6). Gene Ontology annotation, molecular function: NAD binding; NADH pyrophosphatase activity; ADP-ribose diphosphatase activity. The record is from RefSeq and is a predicted model, not a curated record. NCBI's taxonomy places the organism in Eukaryota, Metazoa, Chordata, Testudines, Testudinidae.